GGGCCGCAAUUGGCCCGCAGGCCGCGAGUUUGACACCCAUGAUUUAAAGUGUUCUGUGGCUAUAACGGUUUUAUUUUUUUAACGUUUUCAACGGAAAUCCAACCGUACGUUAGCAAGCUUGACGCUGGUCCGCUAACUUCUGUGUGGUCAGCCAACCGAAGCAUGGGGUCCUCUGACUCUCCGCUUUUUAAUCGCUAACAUUAAAUGACCAAAAUGCAGUGUAGAUCGUGUUGAUACAUUUGGUCGAGAGUCGCUGUUUUAUUUUAUUUGACUGUGUGUUUUUUUUUUAAAGCGGAAAUACUAGCCUGUGCGUAACAGCGAACUCUUCUCUGUCUCCCUCAUCUCUCGGCCAGCGUCCUGUGAGCGCAGCUAGCUAUGAUGUGAUUAUGAAGAACAGCCGUCGAGGGAAGUUAUAAUUGGCAUUAUCAUAGCUGAAUGGCAACAAUAGCAACCUGUCUGCCUUCAUUUAACGCCUGCAUGCUGUUAUUUCGAUAGCCAUUUGAGCUCCGCGUCCGGGAGGAACCGCUACAUAGUCUUGGCGGAAAUAACCGAAGAGACCACAUCCACAGCGCUGUUAGUUCACGUCCCGAAAAGAUGUCUUUCUUCAAUUUGCGAAGGAUAUUCAAGUUGGGGCCCGAUAAGAAGAAGAAGCAGUAUGAACAUGUGCACAGAGAUGUCAACCCAGAGGAUAUAUGGGAGGUCAUUGGGGAGCUGGGAGAUGGAGCGUUUGGGAAAGUGUACAAGGCUCAGAACAAGCAGAAUGGGACCCUCGCUGCUGCCAAGGUUAUUGACACAAAGACAGAGGAUGAAUUGGAGGAUUACAUGGUCGAGAUUGACAUUCUGGCCUCCUGCAACCACCACCACAUUGUCAAACUGCUGGAUGCUUUCUAUUUUGAAGGCAAACUUUGGAUUCUGAUUGAGUUCUGUGCGGGUGGUGCAGUGGAUGCCAUCAUGCUGGAACUGGAGAGACCCCUGACAGAGCCCCAGAUCCGUGUGGUGUGUCGGCAGACCUUAGAGGCUUUGUUAUACCUCCACGAGAACAAAGUCAUCCACAGAGACUUGAAAGCCGGAAAUAUUCUCCUCUCACUGGAUGGAGAAGUUAAACUGGCUGACUUCGGGGUGUCCGCUAAAAAUACCAAGACGUUACAGAGAAGAGAUUCUUUCAUUGGCACUCCGUAUUGGAUGGCCCCAGAGGUGGUAAUGUGCGAAACUUCCAAGGACCGUCCGUACGACUACAAGGCCGACAUCUGGUCCCUCGGGGUAACCCUGAUAGAGCUGGCGCAGGUUGAGCCACCCAACCACGAGAUGAAUCCCAUGAGAGUGCUGCUGAAAAUAGCCAAGUCCGAGCCGCCCACACUCAUGCAUCCCUCUCGCUGGUCGCCAGAAUUUAACGACUUUCUGCGGAAAGCACUUGAUAAGAAUGUGGACAAUAGGUGGAGCACACUACAGCUUCUACAGCAUCCUUUUGUCACUAGUGUAACUAAUAGCAGACCUCUCAGAGAACUCAUAGCCGAGGCCAAGGCCGAAGUCACAGAGGAGCUUGAGGAUAGCAAAGAGGAGGAGGAGGAGGAAGAUGCUGACACACCUCAGGCGCCUCCUGGGCACAAGCGAGCACCAUCAGAUGCCAGUGUGGCCAGCUCCGAGGACGACAAAGUCCCACCAACUCCAUCCACGCUGGAAUCUGUUACAGAAAAGAAGGAGGCAGAGCCUGCUGAGGACCGGACCAGUGAUAAGCUCUCUGAUGAAGGACUUGGAACAAGUGAGGUAGAUAAGACUGAGGAGGAGAAACUCAAUGAGGUGUCUGAUGCCAGUUAUGAAGACCUGGCUACUGGGCUAAUAGAACCCACCAAGGACUUAAUCUCACAAGCUCCUACAGAGCCUAUUAAACCUGAAGAUGAUCAAGCUGAAGAGAUUCCUGUUGAGCCUGUAGUAUCACAGCCAGAACAACCUUUAGAUCAAGCGGAUACGCAAGAACUUGUCACAGAUGGUCAAGAAACCGAAGAGGAACAGAAGGAGACACAAGAAGAGAAAAAGGAGGACGAACCAACCCAAGUAGAAGAAGAAAAACCAGAGCCAGAGGAGGUGAAAGAAAUAGAAGAAAAAGAAGCUGUUACAGAUGAAUCCAGAGAAUCACAAGAGCAACCUGAAGAUACAGCAGAAAAAACAAAAUCCAUAUCAGGAGAAGCGACACCGGCAGAAAAAGAAGGCAAAGAGCCAGAGGAGGAGACGCCUCAACAUGAAGUGACAGAGGACAGAACAGAAGACACAGCUAAUGGCACAGAUGUAAAUAUACACACAGAGAAUAUAGAAUCCAAUGUAGAGGACACAAAUGUAAAUGGAGACGCAAAGUCUGGUGUGGAUGAGUCCUCCGCUGAGGUUUUAUUAGAGAAGGACUCCACAGAGAGUCAGCCAGAGGAAAAGCCUGAAGAUAAAGCUCCUGAGGGGGCAGAGCAGCCUGAACAAGAGAAUCAGACCAGACAGGAGGUUGAUCUGGAGGAAAAGGCCCCAACUGAAUCCACAAACGGAGUCAGUGAUGAAGCCAAAGGCACCUCUGACGAUACAGAACAAGUGGUUCCAUGCAAAGACGUCCCUGCGAAGGAAGAGGAGGAGAAAGCUGCUCGUGCAGAUGAAAGCACUUCCCAAGAUGCCGUCUCUGUCCCGGAGAGUGAAACAGAUUCAGAGAGCAAGAUGGAGCAUGGAAGCCCUGCUGUGAUCAAGUCAGAUUUGGAGAAGGACUCAGACUCUGGAAGCAGCUCUGCGGCUGAUACCAACAGCCUUGACCUCAAUCUGUCUAUCUCCAGCUUCCUGUCCAAGAGCAAAGAAGGGGGCUCUGUGUCUAUGCAGGAGUCUAGACGGCAGAAGAAGACCCUGAAGAAGACGCGUAAGUUCAUGGUGGACGGCGUGGAGGUCAGCGUGACAACAUCAAAGAUAGUGACAGAUAACGACACCAAGAGCGAAGAGAUGAGGUUCCUGAGGCGGCAGGAGUUGAGAGAGCUGCGCCUCCUGCAGAAAGAAGAGCAAAGGGCCCAGCAGCAGCUGAGCAACAAGCUGCAGCAGCAGAGAGAGCAGAUCUACCGGCGCUUUGAACAGGAAACGACUGCUAAGAAGCGUCAAUACGACCAGGAGGUGGAGAACCUUGAGAAGAAGCAGAAGCAGACCAUCGAGCGACUGGAACAGGAUCACACCAGCCGGCUCCGAGACGAAGCCAAACGCAUCAAAGCAGAUCAAGACAAGGAGCUGUCCAAGUUCCAAAACAUGCUGAAGAACCGGAAGAAAGAGGCCAAACAGGAAGUUGGACAGUCACCCAAACAUAUGAGAAAAGAGCUCAUGAAACGCAUAAAGGAGGACCUAUCGCUCCUUAAGACCGCAGAGGCAGUGGCCCAGGUUAUGAUACAGUCUUUUCAGUUGUCCUCAUGCGCACUCUUCAACGCUCAGAUGCAGGAUGAGCAGGAGUUCCUACAGAAGCAGCAGCAGGAGCUGGACGGAGCUCUGAAGAAAAUCAUCCAGCAGCACAAACUGGAGAUCACCACUAUCGAGAGAGACUGCCUGAACCACAAGCAGCAGCUGAUGAGAGCUCGAGAGGCGGCCAUGUGGGAGUUGGAAGAACGCCACCUGCAGGAGAAGCACCAGCAGCUGAAGCAGCAGCUUAAAGACCAGUACUUCCUGCAGAGACACCAGCUGCUGAAGAGGCAUGAAAAAGAGAUGGAGCAGAUGCAUCGCUACAACCAGCGUUUGAUUGAAGAGAUGAAGAACAAACAGACUCAGGAGAGGGUUCGUCUGCCCAAGAUUCAGCGCAGCGAGGCCAAAACCCGCAUGGCAAUGUUCAAGAAGAGCCUCCGCAUCACCGCCACUGCAGCUGUCACGCCGGAGCAGGAGAGAGAGCGGAUAAAACAGUUUGCUUCUCAAGAGGACAAGAGGCAGAAGAACGAGAGGCUUCAUCAACACCAGAAGCACGAGAACCAGAUGAGAGAUCUCCAGCUGCAGUGUGACUCAAACAUCAGGGAGCUGCAGCAGCUACAGAACGAGAAAUGCCACCUUCUGAUUGAACAUGAGACCCAAAAGCUGAAGGAGCUGGACGAGGAGCACAGCCAGGAGAUAAAGGAGUGGAGAGAGAAGCUGAGACCCAGGAAGAAGGCGUUAGAGGAGGAGUUCACACGAAAGCUCCAGGAGCAGGAGGUCUUCUUCAAAAUGAGCGGCGAAUCCGAAUGCCUUAACCCCACCACCCAGAGUCGGGUAUCCAAAUUCUACCCAAUCCCAAACCUGCACAACUCUGGUUUAUAGCCUCGUCUGGUCCUUCUGUGCUACAACACAGACUCCGCCCAAACCCGGCUGCGCUCACAGACUCUUCCUGGUGGAGCGACGUCAUUCCUCCGACCGUCACUGAUAAAAACGUCUUCACCGCUUUGAUUCCACCACUAGUGAGCAUGACGUGCCUACACACCGCUCCCUCACUUGAUCAAAAUUUUCUCAGCUUGUUGGGAAAUGUCCAUUGAUAAUAAUAUGCACUUUUUUGAGCAUGUUUAAAUUUGAAAAGCCUGCAGUCGGUAGCGAAGGCCAAUCAUGUUUAUGAGAUAUAGAUAUGAGAUGAGAUACAGUAUGAAUGAUCUCCAGUGCCUCAUACGUUUUUCUUUUCUGCAUUUAGGCUCCCCCACCCCCUCCCUGUCUCUCACAGUAAACACAGAAUGUCUUGCAUUUAAAUAACUGGUUAUCAUUUCCACCCACAAUCACAAGACGUUGCGAGAUUAUUUUAAUCUUCUCACAUAAAGUGUUGAUUAAGACGACCCUGAGCUCUUGUGUUGCUGCAUGUGAGGUCAAGCUGGUUCAAGGGAGACGGAUUAAAAGAAAAAGUCUGUAGUUGUGAGACUUUGUUAUGGCUGUGUAGUCUCAAAAACAGUGCCGUGUUGGGAUCAUAAAGCUGCGAGUUAAAAUUAAAAGGAAUGUACUGUGUUGUAAAUGAUGCGCUGAGUGAAAUGUUACAUGUUUGUUACCUGCAUAUGAAGUUUAAUCGGAUACUGUGCUUGCCAUGAGGGUUUUACAGUGUUGAGAACAAGAAUAUAUCUCUUGCUUUAGCACAUAAUUUCAUUUCAGUGCUGUACUCCCACUAAGUUAAACACAGAGGUGACCUGUUAUUCCUGGAGAACAAUGAAAUACUUUUAUAUAUAUAUAUAUAUACUGUAUAUGUAUAGAAAAUAAAUCACCUUGAAAUGAAAACUAAAGGAAUGUAAAGCUGUUGAUUUGCACUGUUUGUACGGAAGCCCUGAGAAGCAAACAAGAAAAAAACUUAGGUUAUCAGUUUGUAUUUAGUCUGAUCUGAAUUGUUUUCUCUCCUUUGUUUAUGAAAAAAAUAUUUUUUUCUCAAUAUUUGUUGCCAUAAUACUCAUUUCGGUCAAUACAACAUUUAUGCUUCAAGUCAUAUUUAAAUCAUACGGCAGUGGUGCAUUUCAGCCUCCCAAGGAGCUUAGAAAAAUAGUGAAUAUACUUUUUUUCACCUGUUAUUAAGACAUAAACACAGAAGAGAAAACAAUGUAUAUUAGACUUAGAAAUACAUCACCAGAAAUGUUUUUUUCUCACUUGCCUCUCGGGGCUUCCGUAGUUUUGCCACAUGAGCUAAUGAAAAAAUAUGCAGUACUGUCAAUGUGUUUUUGACAGUGAGUCACCUUUUGUCGCACCCAAGCCUAUUCAAACUCCAAGCUGACUGAAUUGUUGGACUUUUUUAUUUUUACUUAUAAUUUUACUCUUUUUUUUCCUAAUAUGCCCUUUAGUAUUUUAUGAUCACAUCUAGUUUUCUAAACAUGUAUUCCUGAUAUAUCAAUGCUGUAAUCACUCUUUUUUGUGAGCUUUUUGCUCUUGUUGAAAACCAGUGUUUGUGUGAAAGGUUAAAAACGCUGUAACUGUACGAGGAGACGUCCUUUGCUGUAUUUGUAGGAGCAAAAGUAUUGAUGGUUCACAAAAAGAGAUUUCCAGAAACCUGAUUAGUUUAUUUUGUUGCAUAUCAUCAGUGCAUGUUAUAAUUUCCAUAUGCUGACAUUAACGUUGACUGGUGUUUUGUCACAGAUGCUGGGUUUUUAUUGGGGUUAUUGGAGACUGUCUUGUGAAUUCAACCAUAUGCCCCAUAGAUUUCAAAUAUUUUUUUAUUUUGUUAAGUUACAGCAUUUCGAUAAGUUGUCAUUCAACCACAAUGAAUAUUCUUUUGAUGUCAGAUCAAAUGUAUUUAAAGUGUCUUUAUUAAUUGAUUAUUUUUGUUGUUGUAAAUAAAAUAUUGACUGUU
Molecule: messenger RNA, 6268 nt
Organism: Centropristis striata (black sea bass)
Lineage: Eukaryota; Metazoa; Chordata; Actinopteri; Perciformes; Serranidae
Gene: slka
Product: STE20-like kinase a
Exons: 20
Coding region: 595-4281 (1228 amino acids)
Biological process (GO): protein phosphorylation
Molecular function (GO): protein serine/threonine kinase activity; ATP binding
Source: RefSeq, a predicted model, not a curated record